AUGCCGAAAGCCAGAGCGCUGGAUCUGGCAGCGGGCGUCGGCGGAACGAUCGACAAAAGCGAAGUCCUCUCUGCGAUUAACAAAUGGAAAGGGGAGUCUCAACAAGAGAGCAUGAAGAGACAUGAACACUUCCUCGCAUCGCAGCUAGCCUUAAAACCAGGUUACGAGAUGCUGGAUGUAGGGUGCGGAAUUGGUGGACCUCUCAGGGAAAUAGCUCGAUUCAGCUUCACAUCUAUUACAGGAUUAAACAACAAUGAGUACCAGAUAACAAGGGGAGAGGAACUUAAUCGCAUUGCAGGUGUGGACAAGACAUGCAAAUUUGUUAAGGCUGAUUUCAUGCAUAUGCCAUUCUCCGACAAUACUUUUGAUGCAGUUUAUGCAAUUGAAGCUACCUGCCAUGCACCCAAUGUCGCAGAGAUCGAGAUAGGAAAUGGCCUUCCAGACACCCGGCUGACCGUGCAAUGCAUUGAAGCUUUAAAACAAGCAGGUUUUGAGGUCAUAUGGGAGAAAGAUUUAGCCGAUGGCUCUCCAGUCCCUUGGUACCAGACUCUGGACAGAAACCAUUUCUCCUUGAGUAGCUUCCGCGCAACGGCUCUCGGGCGUUUGAUUACCAGAAUCACGGUCAUGUCUCUCGAGUGCGUGGGGCUAGCCCCAGAAGGAAGCCUAAGGGUGCUAAAAGUUCUGGAGAGGGCUGUGGAGGGCUUAGUUAAAGGCGGAAGGACAGGAAUUUUUAUGCCGAUGUACUUCUUCUUGUGUCGGAAGCCUCAGUGUGAGAGUUCAGUGAUGUCGCGGGGAUCGUGCUAAUUGAACUUAUGACAAAGAAAUGGUGUCUUCCAGAGUCAGAAUGGCACUAUCGCCUGUGUUGAAUUUUGAGUGUGAGAGUGUGGUGCGUGGAGUUCGCUUUUCAGUUGCUCGUCGGAAUUGUGCUCCUUUAAGACAUGGUGUUCGCUGCGGUUGGAUCUUUUCCAGGAACCAUCUUGUCGCGCGAAACAUCGAUCACCAUGUCCAUUGUAUCGCUUCUUAAUUUGUGCAACGGUAUGUGCCGCAGUACCUAGUAAUUCUCACUACUUGGCGGUUAAACAGAUUGCAGAUUUCCUGCAUCUGCAGUGUACACCAUACACGCAAUGCACCAGCGCAGAUGAAACUACAGAUUCGUCCGAACCCGACACCCAUUCUAGCAUAUACCCUUUAACACCAUGAGAGUGAUUUUUGCGGGUCCAGGCCAUCUUUCGCUCAUCCCGAUCGCAGAGAAUCAAAAGCCAUGGCCUUUCUUACUUUAGAUAAUACGUUCUGUCUGUUAUUAAUUACAUUAUGAUAUGGCUAUGCCAUCUUUAUAGCAGGCCAUUUUGUAUUUCUGCAAUUGCCUAUGAUUCAAGUUAGUU
Molecule: messenger RNA, 1382 nt
Organism: Syzygium oleosum
Lineage: Eukaryota; Viridiplantae; Streptophyta; Magnoliopsida; Myrtales; Myrtaceae
Product: cycloartenol-C-24-methyltransferase-like
Exons: 10
Coding region: 1-804 (267 amino acids)
Biological process (GO): sterol biosynthetic process
Cellular component (GO): endoplasmic reticulum
Molecular function (GO): sterol 24-C-methyltransferase activity
Source: RefSeq, a predicted model, not a curated record